Chanos chanos (milkfish) is the source of this 2376-nucleotide messenger RNA. RefSeq names its product cnksr family member 3 (gene cnksr3). Gene Ontology annotation, cellular component: cytoplasm; membrane. Gene Ontology annotation, molecular function: protein binding. The coding region runs from base 163 to 1812 and encodes 549 amino acids. The record is from RefSeq and is a predicted model, not a curated record. Lineage: Eukaryota; Metazoa; Chordata; Actinopteri; Gonorynchiformes; Chanidae. Gene Ontology annotation, biological process: regulation of signal transduction. The transcript has 13 exons.
AGACUAUUGUCGCGGACGAACAAAGUCAACUGGUGUAGCUGUAUCGAUGUUUAUUUCGAACAAUGAGGAUAUAUAACUUUUAGUGUAUUUUGGGAAGGGUACUCAUACACUGUGAAACUGAACACGUUAUCGCGAACAGCUUUUCACAUCGUUAGAAAGAGAAUGGAGCCAAUAACGAAGUGGUCACCAACACAAGUUGUCGAGUGGAUGAGAGGUCUGGAUGACAGUCUACAGCAGUACGUUCCCAACUUUGAGCGAGAGAAGAUUGACGGCGAGCAGCUGUUGAAAAUCUCCCACCAGGACCUGGAAGAGCUGGCCGUGUCCCGUAUCGGCCACCAGGAGCUGAUACUUGAGGCCGUGGACCUUCUCUGUGCCCUGAACCACGGAUUAGAGACCGAUAACCUGAAGAAUCUGGUUGGGAGGAUGAGAACAGCAACCAAUAACCUGCACAACUGUGCGUCCGAGCGGCGAAAGAGCCCCGCGUAUGACGGCGGGUCCUCCCGCAAACCGCCCAAUGAGUUCCUUACUGCUGUGGUGGAGCUUAUAGGAGCAGCCAAGAGCAUGUUGGCCUGGCUGGACAGAACACCCCUUACAGGUAUCAGUGACUUCACAGCCACGAAGAACAGGAUUAUUCAGCUGUGUUUGGAGCUGACGACCACCGUUCAGAAGGAUUGCACCGUGUUUGAAAUGGAAGAGAAGAUACUGGAAGUGUCCAGAGUUUUGAAUAGCAUUUGUGAUCAGACCUUGAGGAUGACCUCUGAUCCCUUAAUGAGCCAGGUCACAUGUCUAGAGGAAGUUCACAUCACUAAUAUCAAACCAGGAGAAGGAUUGGGGAUGUAUAUUAAAUCCACCUAUGACGGCCUUCAUGUUAUCACUGGGACCACAGAACAUUCUCCUGCUGAUAGAACCCAUCGCAUACAUGCCGGAGAUGAGGUCAUCCAGGUCAACCAGCAGACAGUGGUGGGUUGGCAGUUGAAAAACUUGGUGGCUAAGCUGAGAGAGGACCCCCAGGGCGUGGUGCUGAUGCUGAAGAAGCGACCCACAGGAACCUGCAGUUUCACCCCCGCUCCCCUGAAGAACAUGCGCUGGAGACCCCCCAUGGUGCAGAGCAAUUCUUUUUUGCCCAACACCCAGUCUCCUAAAAGCCCUAUGGAAUCCUCCAUCAAGAAGGAGAAGCCUGCCAUUUUAGAUUUAUAUAUUCCUCCACCCCCUGCUGUUCCUUACACACCACGAGAGAUGUCACACAGCGCAUGUACUGGAGUCAGUAUGAGGCCAAAAGGCUUGGAGUCGCCCAACUCAUCCCUGGACAUGCAGAACAGGCGACGCUUCACUAUCGCAGACUAUGACACUAAGCCAACUAUUUUACCAGCAGAACCCGCCGUCCCUCAGGCAAGACUGAGACAACGCACUUCUUCUAGAGGGAAACCCAGACCCGUGUCCAUGCCAGCAGAUACUUGCCUUGGCCUGUCUGACUCUCCCUCCAGGCUGUGGGCCCCUAGCAGAAAAGGUGAGGAUGUGUUGCACAGGUAUCUGAGCAAUGAACGUAUCCCCACUAUCUUGGAGGAGGCACCCUGCUUCCCACUUCCCUACAGACCCUCGGGUGAGCGACGGCUGGUCCGAGGUGUGGACCACAUCCGAGGGAGCCAAUGCUUCAUCAACGCUGACCUGCAUAACAGUGCCACCAUUCCCUACCAGGAAGCCACAGCCAAAAAAACCUCUCCCUCUUCCUCGUCCUCCACCUCCAAGAGGCCCCAGUCCGAACCAUCCCUUCUGAGCAGCUGGAUCGCUCGACUGAAGCUUCUCAAACACUAACCUCGCCGAUGUUGCACGUGUGUGUGUGUGUGUGCGUCGCUACGCACGCAGGCCGUUUCACCAGUGCCUUCACUCAGUCGUCACACGGUGGUGCGGAGUCUUGAUCUCUAGUAUUAGCCUUAUUCAUUGAAAAUUUUCGUUAGAGCUCCCGGAAUUGCACCAGCAAAGAAAGAGUGUCAUGGAGCUGCUUUUUUUUUUUUUCUUUGUUUUUUUUAAUUGUUUUGUUUUCGAGAGCUCAAUGAGAAAAUGAUGGACAGUCAGUUUAUAUCUCAUGUGGUUAGGAUUUGAUCCACCAAUGUUACAGGCAACCUCAAUCCAGAGGUUUAUCUACGUCAUCUGGGUUACAGCAGCAAGAAAGGUGCUUCUGAAAAAAAUUUUUUUUUCUGCUCUCUCCUUGAGAGGGAUUGUCAUUCAGGUCUAGGAAACAUUUCCCUCUUCAAGUAAACACUAUCGUGUAAUUAAUAAUUUAUUUACUUUGUAUUAAAAGGUUCCUGUACAUAAUGUUUUCAUUUUUUUUUUAAAGUAUUGGUUUUAAUCUUUUUGUCAUGUUGACCCAUUUGAUUU